Molecule: messenger RNA, 2069 nt
Organism: Meloidogyne enterolobii
Lineage: Eukaryota; Metazoa; Nematoda; Chromadorea; Rhabditida; Meloidogynidae
Source: the annotation of a GenBank genome assembly
AUGGAUGAUGAUGAGAAGAAAUCUGGAACAAGGGUCUUCAAGAAAACCUCUCCAAAUGGAAAAAUAACUACAUACCUUGGGAAACGCGAUUUUUUGGAUAGAGGAGAUAGCGUUGAUUUGAUUGACGGAAUGGUCCUAAUCGAUGACGAAUACAUCAAAGCAUCAAAAAAAGUUUCAGUUCAAUUAUUAGCAGCUUUUCGUUAUGGCCGUGAAGAUUUGGAUGUUUUAGGCCUUACAUUUCGCAAAGAUUUGAUCUCACAAAAUUUCCAAAUUUUUCCACCAAAUCCGCUUCCAAAUAAUCGCCCUAUGACAAGGCUGCAGGAACGCUUAAAGAAAAAAUUGGGAAACAACGCUUUCCCCUUUUGGUUUGAAAUUCCGCCAAAUUCUGCUUCUUCUGUUACUUUACAGCCAGCUCAAGGCGACACGGGUAAACCUUGUGGAGUUGAUUAUGAAGUCAAAACAAUUGUUGGUGGUGGCGAUUCUCAAGAGAAACCGAAAAAACAUAAUUCUGUUCGUCUUGCCAUUCGAAAGCUCACUUAUUCUCCACAAAUUGAAAGGCCUCAACCAAUGAUUGAUGUGACUAAGGAAUUUAUUAUAAGUCCUGGGGGACUUCAUUUGGAAGCUUCUCUGGAUAAGGAGAUGUAUUAUCACGGAGAAUCAAUCAACGUAAACGUCCACGUUCAAAACAAUAGCAACAAAACAGUUAAGAAAAUAAAAGUUUCAGUCAAUCAAAUUGCCGAUAUUUGUAUAUUUACUACUGCUCAAUAUACUUGUGAUGUUGACAAAAUUGAAUCUUGUGAAGGAUUUCCUGUCGGCCCGGGAUCAACACUUUCCAAAAUUUACACACUUUGUCCUUUAUUAGCCAAAAAUAAAGAUAAAAGAGGACUUGCUUUAGAUGGACAAUUGAAACACGAAGAUACAAAUCUUGCCUCUUCUACUACCUUUGCAACUCUUUCACAUUCAGUUCGAGAAAAUCUUGGAAUAAUAGUUCAAUAUAAAGUAAAAAUCCGUUUAUUAAUUGCUGGAGCAUUAGGAGGAGAAUUGGCUGCAGAAUUACCUUUUACCUUAACACAUCCAAAACCUUCAAUUGAAAAUGAAAAUAAUUUAUUGAGAACAAUAACAAGUCCAAGACAAUUAAAUGACAAUAAUGGAAGUAGUGGGGGAGGAGAACAGUUAAAAGGUGGAGAAGGACAGAAUAUUAUUGAUAAUACCGACCAAACAACAACGGCUGAUGUUGAUCUCAUUCAGUUUGACAGUUUUGAUGAUGACGAUGAUUUGGUUUUUGAGGAUUUUGCUCGUAAUAGAGCUCGUGGGACAGAAUUGUUGGCUCAAAAUGAAAAUGAUUGAUUUUUGAAAGGCUUUUAUUUUUUUUCUGAUAAAAAAUACAUGGAAAAAAUUGCAGCAACUACAACAACAACAGGAAAACACGCAAGCUAAAAAUAUUUUUGUAUUAAAAAUAAUUUUUUUUUGAAUUUUUUUGAAUUUAAAAGGGGAAGAAGUGUGUGAUUAAAAUUUAUGGUUGCCGUUUUCGGUUCGAGCCGACAUUCGGUGUAUUUUUUUCGAGCUUGGUUUUUUCGAUUCGGUUCGUUUUCGAACUGAAAAGCCUAGACUCGCUCGAUCUUUCAAGUUUCGGUUCAAGCGAGCUGGCACCCUAAUUAAAAUCCUAUUUUUUGCUGUUUUGAGUUACCCAAAAAUUUUUCAUUUUUUUCGAUUAAUAGAAUAACUUGACUUUAAAUAAGCAUUUGCUUAACCUCCCUCCAUCUUUUUGAAUUUUUAUUUAGAAAAAAUUUUUUUCUCUAUGGAAAUUUUAAUUUUCCUGUGACAGCCUUGGUUAAAGUUUAUAUUUAAUAAAUCACACACCUCUUCCCUUUAAUAUAUAAAAAUAAAUCAUUUAUUUUCUUCAAUUUGUCUUUUUUUCUUCUUCAAUUUUAUUUUUCUUCCUUUUUGCCUAUCUUUUAUUUUAUUUAACACACACAAAAAUUUUUCUUUUUUUUUUCUGUGUCUCCCCAUAUCUCUUUUUUUUAAAAAAAACAAGUUUUUUUUUAAAUCUAUCACCAAUAUUUUUUUAA